UAUCUAGUUGAAAGAGGACCGUGGACUGGAGCGGAAGCUCAGAGUGUUGUCCUUCCUUCUGCCCGACUCUCAGGAUGAGGAUCGGUCACAGUUUGUCUGUAUGUCUCUGAUCAUAUCACACCAGCAGCUCCUCUCCCACCUCCCGAAUGCAGAAUUACAGGCAUGCCAAAGGAAAAAUAUGAUCCUCCAGAUCCACGCAGAUUAUACACCAUCAUGUCAGCUGAGGAAGCGGCCAGUGGGAAGAAAUCACACUGGACAGAGUUGGAGAUUUCUGGGCGGGUCAGAAGCCUGAGCAGUUCACUAUGGACGCUGACCCAUCUGACUGCUCUCCACAUCAACAACAACAACCUGAGCCGGAUUCCUCCUGAAAUUGCAAAGCUGCCCCAUCUUGUCUACCUGAAUCUGUCCUCCAACAAACUGCGCAGCCUGCCAGCAGAACUUGGCAACAUGGUGACUCUCAGGGAAUUGCUUUUGAACAACAAUUGUUUACGAGUUUUGCCUUAUGAGCUUGGUCGGCUGUUCCAGUUGCAAACCCUCGGCCUCAAAGGUAAUCCAUUGUCCCAGGAUAUACUCAACCUGUAUCAGGAGCCUGACGGAACAAGGAAGUUAUUGAAUUACAUGCUUGACAAUCUUGCAGUCCACCCAGAGCAACUCCCCCAAAGACCUUGGAUCACUUUGAGGGAGCGAGACCAGAUGAUGCCCACAGCUGUGUUCACAGUAAUGUGCUACAAUGUACUCUGUGACAAGUAUGCAACAAGGCAGUUGUAUGGCUACUGUCCAUCGUGGGCUCUUAACUGGGAGUACAGGAAGAAGGGCAUCAUGGAGGAGAUCACUAACUGUGACGCUGACAUCAUCAGCCUGCAGGAGGUGGAAACAGAGCAGUACUACUCUUUCUUUCUGGAAACACUGAAAGAGCGUGGAUAUGAUGGCUUUUUCUGUCCAAAGUCUCGUGCCAAACUUGUGUCAGAACAGGAGCGGAAACAUGUGGAUGGCUGUGCUGUUUUCUUCAAGACUGAGAAAUUCGCUCUGGUGCAGAAACACACAGUGGAGUUCAAUCAGGUUGCCAUGGCAAAUUCAGAGGGCUCGGAGGUUAUGCUAAAUAGAGUCAUGACCAAAGAUAACAUCGGAGUAGCUGUCCUGUUGGAGGUGAAGAAAGACCUGUUUGCUAGUGGUUUAAAGCAGCCUCCAGAGAAACCGCUCCUGCUGGUAGCUAAUGCCCACAUGCACUGGGAUCCAGAGUACUCAGACGUGAAGCUCAUCCAGACUAUGAUGUUCCUGUCUGAGCUAAAAAGCAUCGCUGAGAGGGCCUCGGGAUCCAUCAACUCUGCCUCGCCCACGCCAGACACCAGCUCCAUCCCUAUCGUCCUGUGUGCUGACCUCAACUCCCUUCCUGACUCUGGUGUGGUAGAAUAUCUUAGUAAUGGUGGAGUUGCAGAAAAUCACAAAGACUUUAAGGAACUGCGUUACAGCGAUUGUUUAACCAACUUCAGCUGCAACGGAAAAAAUGGCAAGCCUGAUGGCAGUAUUACACACAGUUUCCAGCUGAAGAGUGCCUACGAGGGGAAUCUCAUGCCCUACACCAACUACACUUAUGAUUUCAAGGGUGUGAUUGACUACAUCUUCUUCUCUAAGACACAUAUGAGUGUUUUGGGUGUUCUGGGUCCACUGGAGACUCAGUGGCUGAAGGACAACAACAUAACCGGCUGCCCACACCCGCACAUCCCCUCUGAUCACUUUUCCCUCCUGGCUCAGCUGGAGUACCACCCGCCUUUACCCCCCCUCAACGGGCUGCAUCUGCCUGUCCACAGCAGCACUGCCUGUGAAAGCAAGACGCUUACAGAGUGAGCCAGCACCAGCAUCCAUCCCUGCACCGUUCCAUCCACUCAUCCAUUCAUCAACCCAUCCAUGUCUAUUCUUCACCAGAGAGACAUGAUGACUAAAGUGACCGUGACCCAGUUAUAAUGUUGUAAGCUUGCUUUGCAUUGUUUCCCUGGUUUAGUGGUAGCAGUAGUUUUGUUUUCUAAGGCUUAUAUUAUGUUUGAAACAUAUCCAGUAGUCCUUACAGAAAUUCCCACUGAACCAACUGAAUAUAUUUCCAAAUACAAUUGGUAAUAUUUUAAGUUGCUUUUAGUUAAAACAGCUCAAACAUUCAUUUUAAUCUAGGACUAUCUUAAGCCUUGUCUGUGAAACCGGGGGACAGUGUUUUAAAACUAUUAAUAAAUGCAUUAAUAAAUGCAUGUGAAAAUGGUGUCAGUCUUUCACUGAAUGUGGACUGAGGCACCAGGGAUUGAGGUCAGUCACAUGAUUGUGAUGUAAUGUAAAGCAUAAUUUUCCUAAUAAACUUAAGAGAAUUAUUAGAAUUGGCAGGGGGAAAAAAAGCAGUUUCCCAACAUAAUUAUGGCUUUAUCAAUGUCUUUUCCCAAUUCCCAAAAUCUUGUUUGGUCUAUGAACGCAUAUGGUUAUGAUAUGGAAAACAAAACUCAUCUUUAUUGUUGUUUUGCAACUGAAAAUGGUGCUGCAUGUGGCCCAUUUGUAAAACAAACUGAAAUUCCUGUCCUAGUGUCCUACCUUAAAGGCAAUAAAGAUGUCAUUUUAAAGUA
This is a messenger RNA of Megalobrama amblycephala (Wuchang bream), 2600 nucleotides long. It is a transcript of the gene cnot6l, whose product is annotated as CCR4-NOT transcription complex, subunit 6-like. Gene Ontology annotation, biological process: nuclear-transcribed mRNA poly(A) tail shortening. Gene Ontology annotation, molecular function: poly(A)-specific ribonuclease activity; protein binding. The transcript has 13 exons. Lineage: Eukaryota; Metazoa; Chordata; Actinopteri; Cypriniformes; Xenocyprididae. Bases 163 to 1845 code for a protein of 560 amino acids. The record is from RefSeq and is a predicted model, not a curated record. Gene Ontology annotation, cellular component: CCR4-NOT complex; cytoplasm; nucleus.